ACAGAGUGACUACAUUCUGUCGGCUUUGAGUAUAAUAAAUUCACCUGUGGACCUCCUGCAUACAGUUUUUGUUACAAUCUUUAACAAAUACAGAGGGAAGUCACCUUUUACGCAGAGGAAUUUGGGUGGAAAUUACGCACAGUUUGCACUGAUGGAGGUCGUUGUUCUGAUCGCUGUGCUGCUUCUUACAAACGUUUUCUGUCAAGACAUGGAUGCUGACAACUGGAGAGAAGGAUUCGAGGAGAACAAAUGGCCAAACUCUGGAGAGAUUCAAGAUUUCUUGGAGAGAAUGACCAGAAAAGUGCCACGCCAAUAUCUUGGACUUCUGGGGAAGAAAGAAUUUGGGCACAGAUUUCAGACCUUUGUGGGUCUGAUGGGAAAAAGAGGCUUUGAAGAUUAAGGUAUGGUAUGCAGAGUGGUGUGA
This is a messenger RNA of Cheilinus undulatus (humphead wrasse), 424 nucleotides long. RefSeq names its product protachykinin. The transcript has 3 exons. The record is from RefSeq and is a predicted model, not a curated record. NCBI's taxonomy places the organism in Eukaryota, Metazoa, Chordata, Actinopteri, Labriformes, Labridae.